Molecule: messenger RNA, 456 nt
Organism: Australozyma saopauloensis
Lineage: Eukaryota; Fungi; Ascomycota; Pichiomycetes; Serinales; Metschnikowiaceae
Exons: 1
Coding region: 1-456 (151 amino acids)
Source: RefSeq, a predicted model, not a curated record
AUGGGAUGGGAGAGGUCAAUUAUAUAUAUAUGGGUGCAACGGGAUGUCCCGCGGGACGUGCAGAUAAGACCGGAGAUAUGGGGAAAGGUUGAUAGUUUUCUUCUGCAGGACGUUGCUUUCAGUUGUUUCAGGAUUGCAGGUGCAAGUUUCAGAUUGGGACGGGGUGGAAGCUGGAGAGAAAUGAGAACGGAGCGGGAUUUUUUGGAGUUCGUGGCGUGUUCUGGCUGGGGAGAUUUAUUGGUAGAGAUUUUUCACAGGGUUUGUCCCCUUGGAGCUUUGAUUGUUCUGCGUUGCUUUCCUGCAGCAUAUAUGCAUGAUAGGGUCGGAUCAUUUGAAGCAAAGAUGGAAGAAACGGCUAUUUGCGGGGUCAGCAAAUCACACGAAAAUAUUUUGCAACUCGGAGAUCUCCGAAAUGGAUAUUAUAAGGGUCAGUUUGGUGUAUCACUGUCAGUAUGA